Molecule: messenger RNA, 216 nt
Organism: Cetraspora pellucida
Lineage: Eukaryota; Fungi; Glomeromycota; Glomeromycetes; Diversisporales; Gigasporaceae
Source: the annotation of a GenBank genome assembly
AUGGAGUAUUAUGAGCUAUGCAAAUUAGACGAAACUAUAUCUUUGAAAAAACAGAAUCCAUUCGCUUCUAAACCUCCAUUUAGAUUAGGAGUUGCAGGCACCUCUGAGUCAGGAAAGACAAAAAUAGUAGUACGCAGAAGCAAAAAUUUUGGUGAAAGGUAUAUUCUGUGUGAUGAUUUAAUUGUUGUUGUGCAACACCAAGAUGAAGAAUUAUAG